This is a messenger RNA of Phytomonas sp. EM1, 1905 nucleotides long. Lineage: Eukaryota; Euglenozoa; Kinetoplastea; Trypanosomatida; Trypanosomatidae. The record is from the annotation of a GenBank genome assembly.
AUGAGCGCGAGGCUGACGGCUUCUGAACCGAUCCCGACAACGCGCAGCGAAAGGAAGGGAGGAGGUGUGCCGAUCCCCCUCCGCCCCUCCGUCUCGCUCACCUCCUACUCGGCAGCGGGGUCGCCCACUUUAAAGGCCUCCUUCUCGCACAGCCAGCGCGUCCCCCUCUCCACGAGCGAUGCGCCGCCGCAAGGGAGAAUCAGCUCCCCCCCCAUCGCCUCAAUUUCGCUGCCGACCUACAGCAACGUCGCGGGGGACGGGGAGGCAGGGGGGAGGUGCGGCUCCCUCGUGCUGCGCUCCUACCGGCAGCUCUCCUUCGCACGGACGGCGGCGAACCCAAGUGGGGUCGGCUCCCCGAUCUGCGGCUCAGAGCGUUCGCGGAGCGCCUCCCUCACGAGCGUGAGCUGGAUGCUAAAAGGUGCAAAUACGUUGAGCAACGGCAUGUCGUCCACCCACACGCGAUAUCUUGCGAUCACCGGGCACCCGGUCGGGCUUGAGAACUACGGCAACACUUGUUAUUACAACUCCGUGAUUCAGCUCCUCUACCACUGCGUCCCCCUCCGCCUCCGGCUACUCGAGCUGCACGACAUCUACGCGAGCAAAAAAGGCGGCAUCGGGUUUGACGAAAAGACGCCGCUGUACUACCUCUGCGCCCUUUUUGCUACGAUGCAUAAGUUGAAUAACAGGCCGAAACAGGGGGGCAUGACAAAAUUGUGCGAUGUGGUGGAUCCGAGACCGCUUCUGCAGUGUGUCUGCAAGCUCAACUCCACCUUUGACAACAGCAUGCAGCAAGAUGCACACGAGUUCGCCAUGUUCUUGCUGAACAAUAUCAUGGAGACGGAGAAGAAGAUGAUGACAGAUCCAAAAAACCGCGCCCUAUUUGAGGAGGAGCUCAAAAAGAAGAAGUCUUAUGCUUUUUGGCGAAAAGAUAAGAAGAAGAAGUCCUUGGCGCCGGGCGAAUCCUUGGCAAACACGACGCAGGUCGACCCUCGACAGAUGGGGGCGGGAGGGUCGCUUCGAGAUUCCCUCCCUGAUGACGUCGAGAGCAGCGGAGGCCCCGCGGCCCCGAAGCCGGGGGUGAUGCCCGGCCUCACCCCGCUAGAAUCGAUCCUGAAGGGGAUGUUCUGCUCCCUCACAGCAUGCUUCAGCUGCGGGAAGGUCUCCACCCGCGAGGAGCUCUUCAUGGAUCUCAGUGUGGAUACGAAGCAAGGAUGCUCACUCCUGCACUGCCUUCAGCACAUCGGCGAUCAAGACUACUUCUAUGGAAAAAAUAAAUUGCGCUGUGGAAGGUGCAAUGAGCUGGUGUGUGCGGCGAAGAGGAUUUACGUGCAAAAGCUCCCCCAGUACGCGCUGAUAGUGCAUCUCAAACGGUUUUGGUAUGAUGCGAAUAGGGAGAUGUAUACGAAGGCAUCGGAUCACGUCGCGGUACCCACUUCGAUGGAUCUCGAAGAAUACGAGACGGAGACCUCGCAUGAGAAUAACCCCCACGAGCAUGGCGAAAAUCGAGCCAACCUAUCCAACGGCUUUCCAAACGUCGAGGAGGAGAACUCAAAAGGAGAGGAAGAAACAAAGGAGUCUCUAAAUAAGGCUUCCAAGGAAAGCAGUGCACAAGGGGAUGGGCAUCGCGCGAAUUUGGAAUCGAUACGGCACGUGAUGCAGAGCAUCGCACGGCAUAAGGCGCGCUUCGAGCUAACGGGAUUCAUCGCUCAUCGUGGACAAGGCGUGAGCAUCGGGCAUUACUUCACGUGCAUUAGAUACAACGAACAGCUUUGGUAUUGCUUUGAUGAUAAAGUUGUGAAUAUCAUGACGGCGAGGGAUGUGCAGCAGUUCUUUGGGAUAUCAAGUAACUUGCCAAAUGUGGUAAAUACGACGGCGUAUAUCUUGCUUUAUGAACGAGUCGCUUAA